AUGAAUAUGAUUCCAACUGCUGCACAAUAUACAAUGCCUUCUUUUGAUCCUGCCUAUUUCAAUUAUGCUGCAUAGUAAGUUUUUUGGGAAAUUAUGUAUAUUCUAGGAAAAGGGUAUCCGAAGGUGUUAACCGAAUUUAACUUCCCAAAUGUCCAACAUAGGGCUGUCGGAAAAUAUUAACCUAACAUAACUUCCUAAAAAUUAUGAAUAGCCUUGGAGCUGAAAAGUGUCAACCCAACUUAAUUUCCCAAACUUUCUGAAAUUUUCAUUUGGACUUCUCAAAAUUUCAUUCAGGAUUUCAAAUUUAGACGAUAGCCUAACUUAACUUCUCCAAAUCUACAACGGAAAAAGGACAACAUCAGGAUUUUGAUUUAAAUACAAUCAAGAAAUCAGAAACCAAACCAUGAGCUUCAAUUUAAACCUCAAAAAUUCUAGAAAUGUAUGCUAAGUAAUAAUUUCUCAAAUUUGCAGCCCUCUAAAUCAAAUGUAUCAACAUCCAUCGUAUUGUCCAGAUUAUAGUAAAUCUGAUUCGAAUUCCGAUGAAUCUUUGAAUGACAGCAAAGGUGAACACCAUAAAUUGUCGCCAAAGUAAGUUAUUUUUAAGGGUUCGGGGUUUUUCGGGGGCACAAUUUUUUCAGGUUCGAUACGGUCAUCAACAUCUAAUCAACCGAUCGAUCGUUCUUCUUCCAAUCAUCAACUUCUUCAUCAUCGACUUCAUUCAAUCAGUCGUGGAAGGAUUUGGCGAAUCUACAGCGGAACAUUUUUUAAUCAACCGAUUUUUUCAGAUAUCGUGAGAAAAGAGCAAAAAAUAAUGAGGCGGCUAAAAAGUCGCGUUUGAACAGAAAACAACGAGAAAAGAAUUUGCAAGAAGAGAAUAAUCGAUAUAAGGCAACAAUUCAUGAACAACAAAAAGUGAUCGAGGAAUUGCAAAGACAAUUGGAUGUUUUGAGAAAUGGUGGAGGACCACAAAAUCCAGGAGGAUAUUCACAAAGAGAACAACAUUUUGAAAUGAUUCAAGGAUGUGUAGAUGAGGUAAGUUAGAACGGGAUAUUAAUUUGAGCAGAUUACAUUAGAAAACAUUAACUAUGAUUUUAUUAUGCUUACCAAAAAAGUUAGGCUUACAUCCAAUUCCUUUUAUUUUUUUCCAGAAAUAUAUGGCACUUCGUGAUUCAACAAAUCAAUUGCCUCCUCAAUCACAACAACCUCCUCAAAUGAUGGUCCCUGAUCAUAUGGCUUUUAACUUCAAAUCUUUAUAA
Messenger RNA from Caenorhabditis angaria, 1256 nucleotides. The record is from the annotation of a GenBank genome assembly. Lineage: Eukaryota; Metazoa; Nematoda; Chromadorea; Rhabditida; Rhabditidae.